UUCCUUUUUCAGUUUGCCGGUAUGAGACGUAUAGCGCAUUACGACGCAAGAGGAGACGGACAUAAUAAACUCGCAUUUUGGUCACGAGGCGCUCGCCCGCGUAGCUCGCCCAAAUCAAACCUGAAACGCCGUACGAGGGAUAUUUUUUUCCUUUUUAUCCUGUUCUGUGUUCAAACCUGCUGAUGCACGCGUAGAAUCUCUGUUCAAAUGAGGACUUGCCCUCUUCUAUUCCAAUGUUCCAAACUGCCUUUUGAGACAAGCUGAAUACUCACGCCUUGAUACCCAAUGUGGAAGUCACAUGCGGUGAUUGUUCUGCGGCUUCCUUAUCAGAAGUGCUCUGGCUAUAUAUUGAUUAAAAGACGUUCGUCGUCAGUUCAGUAUAGAUUUUAUGUUCAUGACUACGUGAUGUUUAAAAUAAGACCAAUAACAGCAGAUGAUAAAGAGGAAUGGUUCCAGUUGUGGUACGGAGAAGAUUCUUACUUGGAAUUAUAUCAUGCCUUAUCAGUGGUGACCCCCGAAAUCACCAAGACAACCUUUGGCCGCUUUUUGGAUGUAAAUGAGCCUGUUUAUGCUGCAGUUGCAGUCGACGACACCGGGCGGCUAAUUGGUUUUGCCACUUACUUAACCCACCGAGACACUUGGUCCAUAGAAGAUUCCUUGUUUUUAAAUGAUUUUUUCGUCAGCAACGAAUGUAGACGAGGGGGAAUUGGUGGCAGUUUGAUCGACUUUGUGUAUUUGGAAGCGGACAGAUUGGGCGUUAAAAAAGUAUAUUGGAACACACAGCUCGAUAACCAUCGAGCCCAAAUGUUCACGAAAUUUGAGAAUAAGAGUGGGUUCUUGCUGUAUGUGAGACCUUGAAGAUCUCUGAAAAGUUCGUCUUGUCCCUUUGCUUUCACAUGAUAUUAUAUUCCUUCAAGCCACCGAUUCUACAUUCGGAAUUAACUUUACAUGCACACAAUAUGAUGCUUGAAGUAAAUGUCUGACUUGUCGGGGAAGAAAAUCGAAUAACGGACAUGUAUAUGUUUUACACAAAUACACACGCCAGUAACGAGUACACCGUCUUUGUUCUUAAUGAUAUUUUUCGUUCAAGAUAAUUUUAUUUCAGAGCUGAUGUUGUAGGAUUUUCAUUGCUUAAUGUCAUGCUUCAAAUUGUUUCCAAUGAUGCUAAUAACGUGUUACGGC
Molecule: messenger RNA, 1182 nt
Organism: Metschnikowia bicuspidata var. bicuspidata NRRL YB-4993
Lineage: Eukaryota; Fungi; Ascomycota; Pichiomycetes; Serinales; Metschnikowiaceae
Gene: HPA2
Product: D-amino-acid N-acetyltransferase
Exons: 1
Coding region: 286-858 (190 amino acids)
Biological process (GO): protein acetylation
Cellular component (GO): cytoplasm
Molecular function (GO): N-acetyltransferase activity
Source: RefSeq, a predicted model, not a curated record